Saitoella complicata NRRL Y-17804 is the source of this 1335-nucleotide messenger RNA. RefSeq names its product putative beta-1,4-mannosyltransferase. Gene Ontology annotation, molecular function: mannosyltransferase activity. The record is from RefSeq and is a predicted model, not a curated record. Bases 7 to 1335 code for a protein of 442 amino acids. NCBI's taxonomy places the organism in Eukaryota, Fungi, Ascomycota, Saitoellomycetes, Saitoellales, Saitoellaceae. Gene Ontology annotation, cellular component: endoplasmic reticulum. The transcript has 2 exons.
GCAAAGAUGCAUCCGGCACUGUGGUGUAUCGCCGUCGGAGGAGGUUUACUUCUCCUAGCGGCGGCCAUGAAGCUCGUUCCCACCCGGUAUAAGAAGCUCAUCGGGAAGCUUGGCGCGAAACGCGUUGCUGUCUUGGUUGCCGGCGAUGUCGGACAUAGUCCACGGAUGGCAAAUCAUGCGCUAUCAUUGGCCCACGCUGGGUAUUACGUUGAUCUGAUCGGCUUUGGAGGGUCACAGCCUCACCCGGAUGUGUUGGCGGAGACGAAGAUCAAGAUUCGCAUCGUUGCGUCUGCUCCGUCGUUCCUUAACACAGGAUCAAAGCUCCUGUUUCCUAUUCUUGCUCCGGUUAAGGUCGGUAUUCAGAUUGGGAGUAUCUUCACGAUGCUUUGCUAUGUGAUUGACCCACCCUCGCACAUCUUGGUGCAAAACCCGCCGUCGUUGCCGACUUUGUUGGUUGCCAGGAUCGCAUGUUGGUUAAGGGGAAGUCGGCUAGUCAUCGACUGGCAUAAUUUUGGAUAUACAAUCCUGGGGCUGAAGUUAGGCAAGAACCAUCCUCUUGUGAGGAUCUCAGAGUGGUACGAACGCUUCUUCGGCAAGCUUGCACAUGCGCAUUUUACGGUUACAGACGCCAUGGCGAUCUUCCUCAAAGAGUCAUGGGGCAUCAAGGGCCCGAUGUACCCUCUCCACGACAGACCAGCCGCACAUUUUCAGCCUUUACCAUCUCAGAGUGCACGUCAUGAGUUUUUGAGCCAGAAUACUAAGACGAAGCACUACGACUUCAGUGAUACCCGCUUAUUGAUUUCGUCAACUUCUUGGACUCCUGAUGAGGACUUCUCCAUCCUCCUCGAAGCACUGAAGCGGUACGACGCCUCUCCAAACCCGAAACUUCCGCAAAUCUUGGCGAUUAUCACCGGAAAGGGACCUCAGAAGGCAAUGUACGAACAGAAAAUCAUGGAGAUGAAUCUGAAAUAUGUCAAGAUUCAGACAGUGUGGUUGAAGGCAGAGGACUACCCGAAGUUGUUGGCAGCGGCAGAUCUUGGAGUAUGUCUGCAUAUGAGCUCAAGUGGGUUGGAUUUGCCGAUGAAGGUAGUGGAUAUGUUUGGAUGUGGAGUUCCUGUAUGCGCUAUGGAUUUCAAGGCGUUGCCGGAGCUCGUGAGAGACGGGCAGAAUGGAGUGGUAUUCAAGACGAGUGAGGAGCUGGCAGGACAACUCGAAAGACUGUUUGGAGAUGAGACGGAGCUCGCAAGGUUGCGGAAGGGUGCAGAAGCGGAAGGUAAAACCCGUUGGGAAGAAGAGUGGAACAAAAACGCUGCACCUGUAUUCUUGCAGCACUAG